ACCAUCGUGCUGAGACAAUGCAGGGGAAAGUAAGGAAGAAGAAAAGGUAGAAGAUGCGAGGAGAGAUGACAGGAUAUAGAGGAAAAGUGGAAUGAAGGGAAGAAGAGGCAGCUCCAUCACCCUCCUGAAACCACCUCCACGAUCCCUCUACACCCAACCUUCCCUAAAUCACAAUCAGCCUCCGAUAACUACCUCCACUGUCCCAGUACCACUACCAGCCCUCAACCUUCCCACUAUCAAUACCUUCUCAUCACACUUCCUUAACCACCUCCAAUAAUCACCUCCAUCUUCCCACUACCAGUACUCUGUCAUCACCAGGACCACUCUCCAGGGACAGAAGACCCAACACAGAUGGUGCUUGAUGUAAGGACCAUUAUAAGGACACUAUCAACAGGAUAAGAGAGUUUAGCAAAAUGAAGGUGUCGAGUUCUCAGUGUGCCAUGAUGGUAGCCGCUGUGGUCACCAGUGUCUUCAUCUUCUUCAGUUAUGGGUACAGCAGAGGCUGGCUGAUGCAGCGCUGUUCAAGUAAUGGUGAUCAUUUUAGUGAUCCUCAUCCAGCUGAUGCUCAUAAUCCUCCUGGCGCACCUAAUCUUCCUGGUGCUGAGCGUCAUGGUGCCUUCUACAACAACUCUGAAAUAGCCACGGACGAAGAAGAUUGGAGUACGAAAAGAUGUCCUCUGAAGCCGCUCAAGAAUGUGGACGAACUCUUCAAGUAUAUUACCUCCUGCACACUCGCCUGCCAGAAGCCAGUGAGUUAA
This is a messenger RNA of Cherax quadricarinatus, 758 nucleotides long. RefSeq lists its product as uncharacterized. The record is from RefSeq and is a predicted model, not a curated record. Lineage: Eukaryota; Metazoa; Arthropoda; Malacostraca; Decapoda; Parastacidae.